AUGUCUAAACAUAUCAACUACAAAUUCGCAGCAGCCACAAUAACAUUGUUUGCUCUGGCCUUGAUGGUGGGCAUUGGAUCCGCCACCUCCACGACAAGUACAUCUGGAUCAUCAACUACAAAAGACACAACAAUAACAAAUAGUUAUAUUGGAUGUUGUGUUGGUGUGGAGAGCAAUUGUACUUACGAUAUCCAAUACAAUGUUGCUGAGCAAGUGAACUAUAUCUGUUACAAUCAAUCUGGAAAUCUGUUAUUGAACGAUGGUGGCAGGAUAUCAGUAUGCUCGGAUUGCAAGAGUCAACUUCUAAACAAUGAAUAUAUUAGCAAUGGUUACUCCUCUAUCACCUACACCAGUGGCUCAUCCAACUCUUAUACAUAUACCUACACCAGUUACACACCUUCACCAGAUAACGACGACAACAACAAUAACGAUAACAAUGGCGGUGCUGUAGCUUUAUACUCAAUAUUUAUACCAGUCGUAAUCAUCAUUCUCAUUAUCUUGAUAUGUACAUGCAAGGCCUCCAGUCAAACAAACAAGAAACUGGCCAAAGCACGAGAUGAGGAGGCUGCCGCUCAUGCUCAUUGCAUUGCUGGACCUUCAUUUGUUCCAAGUCCAGUGGUGGCAGAUCCACCAGCCAACAACCAAUACCAGGCAAUGCCACCUGCUACGAGAACAUCUCGUACGAAUCCACCCCGUACGAAUCCACCCGAACCAUCUGUAGUCUACUACACAUCCUAUCCAUCUCCCCAGUUGCUAAAGAUACCUCUAGACAAGAACUGA
This is a messenger RNA of Acytostelium subglobosum LB1, 780 nucleotides long. RefSeq lists its product as hypothetical. The transcript has a single exon. The coding region runs from base 1 to 780 and encodes 259 amino acids. Lineage: Eukaryota; Evosea; Eumycetozoa; Acytosteliales; Acytosteliaceae. The record is from RefSeq and is a predicted model, not a curated record.